CACCCAAUUUCCAGGUGAUGAGAAAGAGUUUAUUUUCUCAAGUUCUGAGCAUUGCGCAGAAAUCCUCACAGUAGCUAAUGUGCCACUUGAGGACUUAAUAUUCUGAGGUAAGGAGAUUUUCCCUGGGCUAUAUGUUAAUUUGAAGGGGGCAAAAGCUUGGAUCUGCAGCCACAUGCAUAACUGCCCAAACAUUUGAGUAGUUCUGUGCAGUUUUACGGGUUGGCCUUGUUCAAAGUGAAUGAGAUCUGGCUGAUGUAUGUAUCCUGGAGUAUAAAGCUGGAAUCCGCACAUGCAUCCCAACUGUAUUUAUUAUAACCAUCUUCCUUUUUAGCCCCACUUUUUUCCCCCAAGCAACAUACAUAGAAUAUCAUGACUAACAUGGAGGCUGUAGAAAUAUGUGCAAAUCUGUGAACUUUAAGCCAAAACUUUUUUGAAUUCUCCCUCUGUAUUGAUGCUCAGAACCUUACAGUUAAUUACACAUUUACUAAUUGUAGCCUGCUUUUUCCAACCUCUGUCAUUUCAGCUCAAAAAGGAAUCAGGAUAAUGGUGACUCUGCAGGUACUCUGUAGAAGAACCAAUGUUUUACUGAAUCUCAGCAUUACUUUCUUAUGUGAAGAUCAAGUGCCUGUCUGCAGAUACUAUUCUAUAUAGUUGUUCUGAAUGUCUUGUUAGAUUAGGCUAAAAAUGAAAGUGACACAAAAUAACGAAAAUCAAAUUUAAAGUUAGCUGUGUUUUAAUGUGGCAUUUUGCCAGUUCAGUAUUUUUUAAAAAACAUUGCUAUAGCUGCUGAUUUUGAAGCUGCUUUUUCAGUACUCCUACAGGGAUGGCAUUUAUGAUAAUACUGCUGUAUCAGCAAAACUACCAAUACAGGUAUUUUACUUUUAUCUUGCUUUAUAGCCCUUUAUACAAGGCCUUCCUAUUACAGUUCUGCUGUAGCAUUAAUCUUAUAAAGGUCCUGAAGGUCAUUCUUAUUUUCAGUUAAAUAACAAUAUCCAAGAAUUUUAAUGAUGCUCUUGCAUUAGUGUUAUAAUGUUCAGAAUUGUUAUAAAAUUCAACAAUGUAUGAAAAUGUCAUCACGAGGGAUGAAUGAAGCAGCUCAUCUGAAAAUGAAAAUCAGCCCAAAUCUUUGCAGGUGUUCAAAAAACUUCAGUGUUGUCUUGCCUUGUGCAAAGACUUCAGAGGUGUGAACACAUCCUGUUUACAUCUGCCACCCAGACGGAGAUGCUGAGGGGAGCACACGGCUGAGGAGCAGUAAGAGGCAGCGACGUGCACGGGGAGAGCCGCCCGCAGUGGGAGACAGCCGCAGCAUGGAUGCGCUGCCCAUCUACCAUGGGGGCAUCUCCCGUGAGGCUGGGGAGAAGCUGCUGCUGGCAACGGGCACUGAUGGCAGCUACCUGCUGCGGGACAGCGAGAGCAUCCCAGGAGCCUACUGCCUCUGUGUGCUGCAUCAGGGUUAUGUUUAUACCUACAGACUGUCCAAGACAGAAACUGGGUCCUGGUGUGCUGAGACAGCGCCCGGCGUCCACCGGAGGCACUUUCGGAAAGUGCACAACCUCAUUUCGGCCUUCCAGAAACCUGACCAAGGCAUCAUAACGCCUCUGCAGCACCCUGUCGUCAACCACGCGAAAGCCAAAUACCCGCCUGGGAUAAAUGAAGGCCAUGACUUCCACCUGCAGCCAUCAUGAAGAUGUUUCCUCAAGUGUGACAUAACCAUAUCUUCCAGUAUCUCCUGUCAUCCAUGCUCUAGAACAGAAUGAUUCAUAUGAUAGUUAAAACAACUCCAUGAGUUUUCUUGUAACAUUUGCAGAAAUGUGUAUGUCGUAGAAUUUUUAACUCAAAAUUUAGAAGUUUAAAGUUCCCGAAU
Molecule: messenger RNA, 1864 nt
Organism: Strigops habroptila (Kakapo)
Lineage: Eukaryota; Metazoa; Chordata; Aves; Psittaciformes; Psittacidae
Gene: SH2D1A
Product: SH2 domain containing 1A
Exons: 5
Coding region: 1308-1685 (125 amino acids)
Source: RefSeq, a predicted model, not a curated record